This is a messenger RNA of Stegodyphus dumicola, 2996 nucleotides long. It is a transcript of the gene m-cup, whose product is annotated as ankyrin repeat protein mann-cup. Gene Ontology annotation, molecular function: protein binding. Lineage: Eukaryota; Metazoa; Arthropoda; Arachnida; Araneae; Eresidae. The record is from RefSeq and is a predicted model, not a curated record.
CAUAGAGAUAUGAUAUUUCGAUUAAUGUACCGUGGAGCAGCAUAUGCUGAUAGUCUUCAGUACCAACGGUGCAUUGAUCUCUGGAGAUAUGCUCUAGAUUUACGUAUACAAAAAGACAGUCUUUUGCAUGGAGAAGUGAGCUUUGCAGCUCAAGCAUUGGUUGGUGUCUUCCUUGAUUUGCACGAAAAGCAUAAUGCUGGUUUGUUACGUGAACAGGUACAAUUCACUGAUGUGUUUGAAUCUAUUAAACUCUUAGUGUAUAGAUUUGAAUCAUCUAAAUGUCUUUUAAAUGCAAGACCUAUUUUUAAGAAACACCAGGACAAUUUUGACAAAAUAUUAAAGGUCUUGACACAUUUAUUUUAUGUACUAUAUGUCAUUCCGAAAACUCCACAAGAAGUUCAUGACAUGAAGCAAAUAAUAAGGGAUGUGCUGAAAAUUGAACCUCGUACUACUAGUGGUGAUACCCUUUUGCAUCUUGUUUCCUCUAAAUCUAAUACAAUGAAAACAAGUACUUUUCUUGAAGAUCCGCAUGCAGCUAUAUUUCCUGAUGAGGGACUGGCAGAACUGUUGUUACAAUGUGGUGCAAAUGUGGAAGCUGUGAAUUUUAACUUGAGCACUCCUUUGCAUAUAGCUGCCCUUCCUUUAAAUUAUCAUCCUGCAGUUAUAGAAGUCCUGUUACGGUAUGGAGCUCAUAUCGAUCGCAGGAAUGGUAGUGGUAAUCAUCCUCAUGAUAUGCUACAAAAUAUAACAGAAUGUACUAUAAACCAUCUGCAGUAUAUAACUUUAAAAUGUCUAGCUGCUCGAAAAGUAAUAGAAAAGCAAAUUAUUUAUGUUGGUGAAGUUCCUGUUGACUUAGAAGGAUUUAUUAGAAUACAUUGAAUGAAUUCUUGUAUUGGCUCAAUUUUUUUUUUAAAUCAAACGUGUUCACAUAAGGUUUAAGUACAAAAUGAAAAGUUGUAAAUGUGUGCAGUCAAAUUUAUGUUGCCAUUCCCUUAUUACAUACUAGGUAAAAUUUUCUCAAAAGUAAGUAACAAAUCAUUAUAUUAAAUGCGACUAAAAAUAAUUCGUAAAUAAUAUAUUCUAAGUGUUAUUUUACCAAAUGUUGCAUGUGCUAAAAUGUGAAACAUGCUUUUAAAGCAUUUUUAGCUGAUACAUAUUUACCUGUGUUUAGAAUAUAUUAGAUUUUUAUUUUAAUAACUAGGAAAUUAUUGUCAAAUAUUUUUUUAGUGUUCUUAGCUUGCUGUAUUGAAAUUGUGAUUAAUAACUUGUUUAUUGACAUUGUGCUUACAUUUAAAAAAUUGGAUCUUGUAUACAUGUCUUUUCAUGGCAAUUAAUCAGCACAUUCUAAGGGAUUAUCUGACUAUGGCAAAGCACACUAGAGCUACUUCCCUUAGAGAAGAAAUGUCUUUGUGGAGGACUUUCUAAGGGAAACUGAACUGUAGUCAUGUUACUUCAUGGGGACAAAACGACUAUGCAGCCAGACAGUUCGUUGGAAUUUGAACAUAAGUCAAACUGCCCACUUUCAGGCCACUCAUUAGUCAUUACUGUCUAAUAAAUUCUGGUCAAAUCAUAUUUUUUCUCCCACAAUGACCAAAUAUUUUGUUAAUUGCAUUAAUUCUUUAGUCUAUAAGAAAUUAUCAUUUGUGAAACAGAGUGAGAAAUUAUAUUUAAUGAAGGAAUCUUUUAUCAUACAUGAUUUUUAAGUAAAAUUUAUAUAAUUAUUAUAACUAAAUUUUAGUCAAUAAUUCAUAUUUUACAGAUUAACAUAACUUUUGUAUGCUGUUUAUCAUGAAGAAGUAAGUUUUAUCUAAAGCAGUGCAGUUUAUAGUUUUUUUAACAAGUUAAAAAGCUGUUUAUUGUCUGAAAAGCUUUAUGGUAAUGGUAAGGGAAAUUGGAAACAUAUAAUUGCUAUAAAGAAUGAAAAUACCCAAGGUGGGCUUGUGAAAGAAGAUAAUUGUACAUUUUUAAGCUUUUGGAAAUGAAUUUAAAUCUCUUUGCUAUUCUGUAAGUGUUGUUGUUUAUUAUUCUUUUAUGUAAUAUAUUUUAUUUUUAUGACGAGGCAUAUUUUAUGUAGGUGCCAAAAUUGAAAAUUAUAAUGCAUAGAUUUUAGUUUGCUGCAAUGGAAUUUUAUUAUACAUGAAAUUAUGAAUACAAUAUAAAUUUUACAGUAUUUCUUUGAUUUAUGUAUUGUAGUACAUAUUACACCAUUACUUGAAAUACAGUGUUGUAAAAAAUAAUUUUAAUAAAAUCAGAACUCUUUGCCGGUCAACAACAUUAAAGAUCUCAUAAACUGGAAAAUGGUAGAUAUUGACGUAAUAAUUUAUAUUUGUGAUAUAAUAUUCAGGGUGUAAAAUAAAGUUAAAAGCUUUCCCUCAUUUUAAAUAAAUACAUGACAUAUUUUAGACUAAAGUUGUAAGCAGAGAUGAAAAGUGACAUACCACCAUGAUAUAGCUGUAUAAAUUUCUGUUAUAUUUUAUAUCAAUUUAAUGCUGCGUAUUGAUGCAUAUUUUGUUUAAUUUGGUCUGUCUAAUGAAAGUGGGAAAAAUUGUAUCAUCAUGUAAUUGUUUCUUUCAGAAUAUGUGAUGCUUAAAAAUAUUUGGCUAAAAUGUACUGCUUGUUUAUUCAUUUUAUUUUAAUUCUUUCAUAUUUGUGUUAAUGGGAGUAAACAUAGCCUUAACUGCAUUUCAACUUAGUUUUGUGUUUGAACAUUUAAUCUGUAAAAAUACUGUGAUUGUUAGAAUUACAAGCAUAUUAGUCUUUAUAUUUAAGUAAUAGAUAUAUUUUAUUAGAAGUGGCAGCAAAAAUUGCGCAGAAAAUUUUUAAAGUCUGCUAGUAUGAACAUCCGUUUAGAGAAAAAUUAAUUCAUAAAAAUUGGAUCAUAGCAAUUAAUUCAUAGAUAUUGGAAUAAAUUAAUAAAAUAAGAUAAAUUUCUUUUAUUUCAAGUUAAUGAUUUACUGCAUUAAAUAUAACUGUUUAAUAAACUAUUUUUAAUGUGA